AUGUCCGCGAGCAUCACGGGCGUCUCUACCGUAGAGAGCGGCACGAUCGCGAGAGGGUUGCAGAAUAAGAUCGUCACGAACAUCGUGUACAUGGACCCGACGUGCACGAACGACCAAGGGUACGGAUUUCUGUGGAGAAUCGUCGACACGAGCGACGGAAGUCAAAUCGCGCUCGAAGAGUCGACGACGAAAUCAAACACGCGGCAGCUCUUUCUGCCGCCGCGAACCUUGCCCGAGGGAAGGACGUACGCGAUUCGCUUCGACACGUUCAACAAAGGCAACCCAGCGGUCGCCGCGUCCGUGAACGUGAUCUUAUUCGUGAAGGCGUCCCCGCUCGAGCCCGUCGUCGAGGGCGGGUCGUUAGGUGCGUUCUAUACACUGGUCCCCAUACGACCGCGUUCGCGUGGUGAACGCCGAUCCUUAAGGACUUUUCCCGGCGUUUCUCUGCGCCUGGGCCCUCGCUUUCAAUCCCCGACCGCGACGCCUUUCAACGCCAAUUGA
Messenger RNA from Micromonas pusilla CCMP1545, 501 nucleotides. RefSeq lists its product as uncharacterized. The coding region runs from base 1 to 501 and encodes 166 amino acids. NCBI's taxonomy places the organism in Eukaryota, Viridiplantae, Chlorophyta, Mamiellophyceae, Mamiellales, Mamiellaceae. The record is from RefSeq and is a predicted model, not a curated record. The transcript has a single exon.